This is a messenger RNA of Hydatigera taeniaeformis, 3204 nucleotides long. The record is from the annotation of a GenBank genome assembly. Lineage: Eukaryota; Metazoa; Platyhelminthes; Cestoda; Cyclophyllidea; Taeniidae.
AUGCAGCGCAUCAUCGAAGAGAAGCGCCGUCAACGAACCGUCUCUAUUGGCAGUCUGGACGGCAUGGUGAUUACGAGGGAUAACGAGCUGAUUGCCGCACCACUGGUAGCGGAUCGACCACCCCUCCUCACAGCCGCAUCAAUUACUCGCAUCUCCGAGGCUGUGAUGCGCAAGAUGGAAGCCCGUCUCGCCGGCUGCCAAGAGAGCGGUGGUGGUGGUGGCGGGGUUUGUGGAGGUGGUGAAACGCCGAAAGUCAUCCACCCUGGUGAAUUCCUUGCAUGCUACUGGGGUGAGUCUGGUACCAUCUUCAGAUCCAAGCUUUUUAUUCGCUACUCUGGUGGUCGGUUUGGCACUGGAGUUGAUUGCAUUCUCAAUCACUGUCAAAACUGUCGUCAUAGCACUCCAAAUUUGUCCCGACUUAACCUCGUUCGCGAGAGCCUUCCUCAUCUGAUUCAAGGCUACGUUCAAUCCCAAGCCUCCAUUGCAGUGCAGAACUACAUAGCCAAGCAGCAUCAUCAGUUGCUAGCUCAAUCUGGAGCCACCCCGACCUCGAUUGUUGCAUCUGGUGCUGCCACGGUUGCUGCAACGGCAGGUACUGCCAAUCCUGGCUUUGACGCUACCGCCUACCUUGCCAAUUCCCGGAUGCGCUCCAUUAGCAAUGCCAAUAGCAUUUGUCCCACGGCUGGGAGUAAUACACCACAAACGCAGAAGGCUCGUGCGUUGUCUUCGUUGUUACAAAGUCGGGAGUUGACGGUAGCAACAGUGGAGGUGCCGUCGCCAGUACCACUGCGUCGUUUCUUUGUCCCCUCUUCCGCCUGUGCCUCGGAGUGUCUCAGUCUUCGGCGAACCAUUUCGGAUGCCAGUAUUACGUCUUCUAAUCGGGGAAUACAGGUGCCCUUGGAGAUCCAGCAGGAGGUGGCCGAACUUCUGGAUGGAGAGGUGCGCACUGAGGUGCAGCACAGGCUGCGGCGUGAGAUGAUGCGUCCACAGUACAAAAAGGACCUCUUUUUUACCGGCUCAGCUCUGCAGUUGAAUCACACACCUGUGCCUGCAAUCCCUCUUGGCGAUGCUAAUAAUGUCUGGGCCACUCGUGAUCAAUCAAACUGGGACAUUGGUCCCACUUCAAUCACCACCCACAACCCACCUGCCACUCCCAAUGCCACCAUCUCCACGCGUGGCUUCUGUCCAGAAACAGACAGCACCACAACAGCUGUAGGCCUCGCCAAUGUCGCCGCCGUUGCCGCUACCGUCGAACCUAAGUACUCCAUCACCUCAGUAACAAGCUCAGUGCAACAGCAGCACCAUAAUCACCCAAGUCAGCAGCUGCUGCAGAAAGUAUCGCAGACGGGAAGCAAGUGCGCCGGCGAUACAAUGCGUGUUGCGAUGGACUACGACGACGAUGGAGAAGACGUCAUUUCCAUCGGGCUUCCAACCGGCAGGAGACCCUGCUGUUCAAACCCAAUCUUAACCUUUCUGGAGGAGUUGCUGGCACCCGGGCUGCUUCUCAGUCCAACCUUUAUUUGUCUCCUCUUGUCGAAUAUUUUUACAAUGUGGGGUCUCAUCACUCCUUACUUCAUGCUGCCCGAUCUGGUAGCGGCGAACAACUGGACACCGCACGAAGCCGGCUCUCUCAUCUCCUACAUCGGCUUUGCCAACACUAUUGGUCGGUGCAUUGCUACUCUGUACAUUGAAAAAGUUCAUCCCUGUUUCUGCAUUGUCACUGCGUGGCUUCGUCCACCAGCUUGGUCUAGUCACUACAAAUGGGCGGACUGUCUGCGUGUUAACGUGGCGUCCCUCCUUCUGGCUGCUGUGGCUUGUGAGUUAGCAUCACUGAUGGGGCGUAGCUACAACCUCCUCAUCUGUGCCGGCUGUCUCUUCGGCCUCUUCUCCGCCGUGGUGGUCUCCCUCAAAAGCAUUCUUGUGGUGGAGCUCUUUGGACUAGACAAACUCACCAACGCCUUUGGUCACAUGCUUGUCCUGCAGGGCGUUGCUAGCAUCGUUGGCACGCUCAUCGGUGGUACGUUUGCUCAACAACAACAACAACAACAGCAACAGCAACGAGAACUGAAAGAUGGGUCAAGCCAACUCUUCGACACUUUUGCCUCCGGAGUACCCACGUUCGUUCCAUGGGCUCAUCGAGGCCCUGGUCCUGUCUACGCCGCAGAAACCAGUUUCCACUUCGCUAGCUGUAGUUUCUUGCUUGCUGCGCUGUUUGCCAGUCCUUUGCGCUGUCUGGCAAGACGGGAGGUGAUCUCGGCGACUUACACCACAACAGGACCGGGAGUUGUUGGAGCAGGGGGAGGUGGCGUCUAUGUGGACGACUAUUUUGAAUACGGCGAAGGCGGAGCAGCAGGAGGAGGAGGAGGAGGAGGAGGAGAAGAUGGGUCAGUUAUUGUUGGAGCUGCUGCUUUUCUUCCAGCACCACCUCCUGUCACUGAGCCUGGCACGGGAAACACAUCGGAAUCCGCAGUGAAUCUCAUCCAGUCACCGGCACCGCCACAAUUGCCGCCACCACAAUCACCACCAACGUCACUUCAACCGCCUUUCGACUCCGGGAUUCCAAACUAUGCUGGUGAGAUGGUGGUGGCACCUGUAGGUGUAACCGCGACAGUGAUGGAAGCUGUGGAACCUCCUCUGCCACCUCCACCUCCUCCUCAAUCGAGUAUUCCAGAUCCUGCAACAAUUCUUUCUCCAGCCCCGUUGCCUUCCAGCCUCUUCAUUACGUCAACUGAGGCGGAAACUCAACCGCAGAUACAAGCCUCUGUGGAUGUCGGAGGCGCAGACAUUGAUUCCACACCUGGUGGCGGUGUUAUUGAGAUUGGAGGCAGUGCAGUUGUGGAUGUGCUUACCGAGGAAGACAGAAGCGAAGUGAUAACUACUGCGGGCGUACCAAUGGGAAAUCUGACCUCCAGAUCGACUAUUCAGCCUCAAUCUUCACAGGGUCAGACAACACCAGAGACGGGAUUGGUGUGGAGCACUCCUAGCGGUGCUCCAAUUGUGCCAGCAGUUCCUGCUAGUACGGUGGCGGAGGUGAAGACAUCUUUGGUUGCUGAAGAGCCUGCACUGGAACCGGUGAAGGAGGAAGAAGAGGAGGAGGAGAUGGAGGAACAGCCACGGGUUCCGCUGUCGUCGCCUCUGCAACCACCUCCAUCAUUGAAUGCUGACGAUCCCCCUUCUGCAACAAAGAGAGACUUGGAGACGUGA